AUGGAUUUUGAGGAAAUUGGAAAGAUUUUGGGCAAUUUGAUGACAACUUCAACGUCUGAGCAGUCAAUUUAUGCACAUCUACAUAUAGAGAGAGUAAGGAGGUCAGGAAUACCUUCGUCUUCCUACCUUCACAGUACCCCCACUGAAAACUUAGAAAGGUGGAUUCUCUUUUUUCCCAUGGGGAUUUGUUUGAGUGUUAGAGUCAAAGCUGAAAGCAGCCCAACUCGUACAGGGGAAAAUUCAAAAUUUGAGAGAACGAGUGGAAGUGAUGUGAGCAACUCGAGUAGCAAGUUCUUGUCAGUAUCGGUGCCACCUACUCCUCGGAGUGAGGACGAGAUCUUGCAGGCUUCAAACCUGAAGAACUUUAAUUUUGCUGAUCUCAAGAUCGCCACUCGGAACUUUCGGCCCGACAGUGUACUCGGAGAAGGCGGAUUUGGUUCGGUCUUUAAGGGUUGGAUUGACGAGAACUCAUUUGCUGCGGCUAAGGCUGGGACUGGCAUGGUUAUUGCAGUAAAAAGGCUUCACCAGGAAAGUUUUCAGGGCCACCGGGAGUGGUUGGCAGAGGUGAACUAUUUGGGGCAGUUUUCUCAUCCUCAUCUUGUGAAACUGGUUGGCUAUUGCUUGGAGGAUGAGCAUCGCCUAUUGGUGUAUGAAUUCAUGCCUCGAGGCAGCUUAGAGAACCACCUGUUUAGGAGAGGUUCUUAUUUCCAGCCUCUUUCUUGGAGUCUUCGCCUUAAGGUUGCUCUUGGAGCUGCAAAGGGGCUUGCUUUUCUUCACAAUGCAGAAACGAAAGUUAUUUACAGAGACUUAAAAACUUCCAACAUAUUGCUUGAUUCGAACUACAAUGCAAAACUCUCUGACUUUGGGUUAGCCAAGGAUGGACCGACAGGUGAUAAAAGCCACGUGUCCACAAGGGUUAUGGGAACUUACGGAUAUGCAGCUCCAGAAUAUCUAGCGACUGGUCAUUUAACUGCCAGGAGUGACGUGUACAGUUAUGGAGUCGUUCUCCUUGAAAUGAUAUCUGGCAGGAGAGCAAUUGACAAAAACAAGCCAUCUGGAGAGCACAAGUUGGUGGAGUGGGCCAAACCCUACCUAGCAAACAAGCGUAAACUUUUUCGAGUUCUAGACAACCGCCUUGAAGGCCAGUACUCAAUGGAUGUGGCUCAUCGCGUGGCUACCCUUGCAUUGCGUUGCAUAUGCAUUGAACCUAAGUUGAGGCCAACCAUGGACGAAAUAGUCAAAGAACUGGAGCAACUUCAGGAUUUGAAAAAUGUAGAGAACAUUAGCAGUAAAAUGAGCAACAGGCAGAGACAACGUAGACGAAGUACUGGUGAUGCCAUCGAUAAAAACGCUGUUGCUGCUUAUCCGAGACCUUCUGCUUCUCCACUGUAA
This is a messenger RNA of Fraxinus pennsylvanica, 1392 nucleotides long. The record is from the annotation of a GenBank genome assembly. Lineage: Eukaryota; Viridiplantae; Streptophyta; Magnoliopsida; Lamiales; Oleaceae.